Messenger RNA from Vespa crabro (European hornet), 6352 nucleotides. RefSeq names its product putative polypeptide N-acetylgalactosaminyltransferase 9 (gene Pgant9). Lineage: Eukaryota; Metazoa; Arthropoda; Insecta; Hymenoptera; Vespidae. Gene Ontology annotation, cellular component: Golgi apparatus. The record is from RefSeq and is a predicted model, not a curated record. The transcript is spliced from 14 exons. Bases 1830 to 3647 code for a protein of 605 amino acids.
GGCAGUCGCGGCGCGGAUAUUGCGGCGUCUGCCUGUAGCGGUGUGAAGCGGAACGUGUGGAGGACAGUGGAGAAGCCGCGUGCCAUUGACAGGUCAACGAGAAUAGCGGUAGAGGCUAUCGAACGAACGAAGAAACGUUCGAAGUAACGUUCGUAGUCAGCCCAGCGAGAUACCACGUGUUUGUUCGUAUAGAAUUUCAUUAGCGUUCUCUUCUUUUCGCUGUCCUCCUUCGUCUGUCUGUCUGUCUCUCUCUCUCUCUCUCUCUCUCUCUCUCUCUCUCUCUCUUCCCCUCUUUUUCUCCGAACUGAACAGUCGUUUGUUUCUACGAAAGAAGAGAGAGAUAGACAUAGAGUUUGAAUGUGCAGUUUGUCGCAGUAAUUUAUUCGAGAGAAGCGUGUGUGCUCUACGAAAAAAAUUAUUUUAAUUUUUCUCUCUCUUUCUCUCUCUCCCUUUCUCUCUUUCUAUUUAUUUAUCUUUCUUUCUUUUUUUCUUUCUUUUUCUUUGUCUCUUUCUUUCUCUCGGAUUUGUGAAGUAGUACGCGCGCGCGCGUAGUAACCGAUAUACGAGUGUGUAUAAUAUUGUGCCACGCGGAAAGUGUCUCUACAUACGACUUUCGCGGAAUUACGUCGAAGGAGAAACAUACAUGGAGAGACUCGGUGGCGGAGAGCGUUGAUGCUGAGUGUCGUGCUCUCGUGCCUCUCGUGCUCUCGUGCUGUCCAGGACGUUUACCCCGAUCGCCUUGACAUUGAGCUUGGUCUUGCCUGACGUUUCUCCUUUAGCUUUUUGAACCACGCAACGCCCCCUUUCAUCGCUCGGCAAUGUUCAAGAAGACUCGCACGCUACAUUAAGAAUAAUUUCCUACGACGACGAUUGUAUAUAUCGUCGAUUUAUUUCCGUCAUUCAGUUUUAGAAAAACGGAUUUGGCUUUGCGACGCUCGUAUCCAUUUUAUUAAACGAACAUGACACGAGAUACAUAAGUGCACUGGAUAAAAUGAACAAACGAUAAUACAGGACCAUCCGGAGAGAAGCGAUCCGUACUCUUCUCCGAUAAUUUGCUGUUCGCAUUGCCAAUAUCAUUGAGCCGGAGUGCUCUGGAAUGUUAACGAGAGAGACCUUCCUUCCAUUCGAAGAGUGGGAGAGAAACGGACGACGUUGGAGAACAAAUCGCAAAGUGGAACAUCCGGGUGAGCAUUCAGUCCCGAGUGUAGUUGGCGAAACUACAAUGGCCGAGUUUCGUAGAAGCGACUUUGUUAACGGACGGCCAUCUCUCGCUCCAACGCCGCUCUAUCUCGCGUCGUUUUAACACGAUAAAAAUGCGGUGACGUUGAAGGAUUAUUGAAGAAACUAUUUACAAGUACAUAUCAUCGACGCAUAUACAUUGAUCGAAACAGUAUUAAGGUACAACAAAGAAACUAUAUAAUUCAAAUUAAUUCGUUCAACGAUUGAUGCAUAUCACUCUUCGAGUAUACGUGAAAGUAUUAGGGGGCAAUAAGGGGGAAAAAAAAAGGAGAAGGAGAAAGAUCAUUCAUUCGCACGUUCUUUCUUUAUUUUUUUUUCAUCGACGAAAAAUCGACGAUGUAAAGUGAGAAUCGAUUUAUUGUUUUUUUUUGCGUUGUGUUUUUAUCGCGUUUAUAUCGGCGAGAGUAAAGUGGCAACGAGUGCUGGGAGGAAGAAUGUUGUUGAGGUAACACGCAUAGAAACCUUUUGAGAAUAGCAGAGGAAGUAGGAACGAAAAGAAAGGGGUUAUUGAGGAAUAGUGGAAAAGGAUCAGGGAAGAGAAAAGGAGGGAGAAGAGAAAGAGGAAGAUCAAGAGGAGCAAAAAUAAGAGGAUGGGCUUUCCAAGAAGAAGAUCAUUAUGGUUGAAGGUCGCCGUACUGGCGACCGCUGUUUGGAUCACUGUUUGUUUCCUUCUGUAUACGGAGGAUCGAGCGGCUGCCGCAGUGGCACAAGGUUUGGCACCCUCUGGUGUUGCGGCACCUCCUCAGAUGGCUAACGGGUUCGUCCCACCGGCGCUACCUCUUAGAAAGGAGACACCUGGAAACGUGCAGAACAAGGCCAAACUCAAUCAGGCUGGUCUCGAACAAGGAGGAGGCGUCUUGGUUGCUCCCCGUGACCCAGACAUCGCGGCACUUGGUGAGAUGGGAAGACCCGUUAUCUUACCGACAAACCUAACCGCGGAGAUCAAAAAGCUGGUUGACGAUGGCUGGGUUAACAACGCCUUUAAUCAGUACGCGAGCGACCUUAUUUCCGUGCACAGAACUUUACCCGAUCCACGUGACCAAUGGUGUAAAGAACCUGGAAGAUAUUUGAAGGAUCUACCGCCUACUGCAGUAAUUAUUUGCUUUCACAACGAAGCCUGGUCGGUUUUGUUAAGGACGGUCCACUCGGUAUUGGACAGAUCACCGGAUCAGCUGAUACAAGAGAUUAUUCUCGUUGAUGAUUUCUCGGAUAUGCCUCAUCUGAAGCGGCAGUUGGAAGAUUACAUGAUGAACUAUCCAAAGGUGAAGAUCAUUCGUGCUCAAAAACGAGAAGGUUUGAUCAGAGCUCGUCUACUUGGUGCAUCCGCUGCCAAGGCACCGGUCCUCACUUAUUUGGACAGUCACUGUGAGUGUACCGAAGGAUGGCUCGAACCUCUUUUGGAUCGAAUCGCACGGGAUCCAACGACGGUAGUUUGUCCUGUGAUCGAUGUUAUCGAUGACACUACACUCGAGUACCAUUGGAGGGACUCAGGUGGUGUGAACGUCGGUGGGUUCGAUUGGAAUCUUCAGUUCAACUGGCACGCGGUACCGGAAAGAGAGAAGAAAAAGCAUAAGAAUCCAGCGGAGCCUGUUUGGUCGCCAACGAUGGCGGGUGGUUUGUUCUCGAUAGAUCGUGCUUUCUUUGAGAAACUCGGCACAUAUGACAGCGGAUUUGAUAUCUGGGGCGGUGAGAAUCUUGAGCUGUCCUUCAAGACUUGGAUGUGCGGAGGCACAUUGGAAAUCGUGCCGUGUUCGCACGUGGGUCAUAUCUUCAGGAAGCGUUCCCCUUACAAGUGGCGUAGCGGCGUGAACGUGCUUAAGAGGAAUAGCAUAAGGUUGAGUGAAGUGUGGUUGGACGAGUACGCUAAGUACUACUACCAAAGGAUAGGUCACGACAAGGGUAACUAUGGGGACGUAUCGGAACGUAAAGCCCUGAGGAAAAAACUCGGAUGCAAGUCGUUUAAGUGGUACCUAGACAACAUUUACCCGGAACUCUUUAUUCCAGGCGAAGCCGUAGCUUCUGGAGAGGUACGUAAUCUUGGAGAAGGAGGCAACACCUGCUUGGAUUCCCCGGCACGAAAGGCUGAUUUGCAUAAGGCAGCCGGACUCUACCCGUGCCAUCGACAAGGAGGAAAUCAGUACUGGAUGUUGAGCAAGAUCGGUGAAAUCCGUAGAGACGAAUCCUGUCUGGAUUACAGCGGCCAGGAUGUCAUUCUUUAUCCUUGUCACGGGAGUAAAGGAAAUCAACAAUGGAUUUAUAAUUCUCAGACAAAACAGAUCAGGCACGGUAGUAGCGACAAAUGUUUGGCAAUCACCGAAAGCAAGCAACGAUUGCUGAUGGAGGAAUGUUCGCCGUCUGAACCCCGGCAGAGGUGGUCCUUCGAGAACUACGAUCCCUCGAAGCUGUGAUAUCGCGCGUACUCUCGUCGUCGAUCCAACGUUCCACUUCAAUUUCCCAAACAAGUCGUCCCAUUUCUCUACGGGCAAAAAUUUUCCGUUGGCAAGACUCGCUUCGGAAGAUAGGCACAUAUUUUAUGCUGCGACGUACAAUACAAGAAUUUAUAAAUUGAAAUUAACGAUCGGCGUUCAAACAAAAAUCGUUGAAAUAGUUUUUUAGAAAUUAGAAAUUUGUCUUCGACUUUUCUCUCUCUCUCUCUCUCUCUCUCUCUCUCUAUCUCUAUCUAUCUAUCUAUCUGUCUAUCUUUUUCUCUAUCUUUUUUUAUUUUCUUUUUUGACUUUUGUUUUUGUACUUCGUUUCCUUUCUUUCUUUUUUUUUUUCUAAGAACUCAUUGCGAAUCAUCGAGAUACAAAAAAAAUUUUUAUUUCAUAACGUUAGCGUUAAUCGAUUCUCGAUGAUUUUCAAUAAGCAAAUAAUUUACAUUAAUGAUGAAAUGUGUGUAUGUGUAUGUGUAUUUUUAAUGAACGACGAAUAUGAAAAGAGAGAAAUGAUAUUUUACAAUGCGACGACCUCGAUAAAACGAAUUUCGCUUGUCGGAAUAUUCGUUCUUGCCUUGAACGACGCGUAUACGAAAAUUUUGAGAAACAACGUACAUAGAAAAGUCGUUAGAUUCUUCUUGUAUUUCAUUCGAUUCGAAGGAUGCGUCUGAUUUGAACGUAAAAGAUAUUAUUGUACGUAGAUCGACGAGCGUCCAUCGAUCGUUCAUCGAGGUAGACGCAAAGAACAAAAAAAAAAUAUAUAUAUAUAUAUAUAUAUAUAUUGAAAAAAAAACAAAAAAAAAGGAAAAAAAAAGUAAAAAUAAAAAAUAAACAUUCCAAGUUGAGUAGUCCGAACAAGUUUAUAGACAGUUUCACGGGGGAUAUUUCUAAUGUCGUGCGCGUGCGAGUUGUUCGUUCUUUAUUUUUAUUUUUAUUUUUUUUUUGUUUUGUAUUUGUUCAUUUAUCUUCCUAAAAAGAAAGAAUGAAAUAUGUUGUGCGAUAAUAAUAGAGGAAAAAGGCACGAGCGAUUUAUGUAUAUUUAUUGUAAAAUAAUAUUCUACUUCGAUGAUGCCAGCUCAUGUAGAUCGUCACAUAAUUAAUUCUAAGAAUAAUUAUUAUCCGGAUCGUGACGAUCUUCAAGAAGAUUUCUCUCGUAUAGGUCAUAUGUUUUAAUAUUAAGAACACGUUUUGCGCCUAACGAGAUUAUAUUGAAAUUCCAUUUGCGAUUGCGAUUCGCGAAUACUUUGCGUGCCAACGAAAUCGUGAAUACCGUUUGCCCCGAUAAUACAUUCUCGAACAUGCCAUUUUCCAAGUAAACGGUAGAAUCAUGAGCGAUCGUCCGUGAUUUGAUAGAGGUUCGUUUUCUCUUUCUUUUUUUUUUCUUUUUUUUUUCUUUUUUUUUUAUUGUAUGCGUGUAUAAAAUUUUUUCAUCUAAACAACAAGAAAUCAUACGUUUAGAAUCAACUACGAACCAAUUACAUAUCCCGCGAUCUCGUUUUCAUUCGUCAGAAUUGGGUAGAAACGAUAUCGUUCUUACAUAUCGAUUUUUAUAUAAUUUAAAAAAACAAUAACGAGCGUUUAAACCUUUAUACUACACAUCCAACAAAUGUUCAUUAACUAUCGUAAAUUAUAACUCCGUAUGUCGUUCAAGAGACAAUAUUUUAAGAUUCAUCGAGGAUAACUUUCGAGAGAAGGAUCGUAUUUACGAUUUCGAGGAUUAUCGGUCGUAAUACUUAGCGAUACGAAGUAUGUAUGCGUAUUAUUAUUGUGGGUGUAUGAGUGCGUGUGAAAAAAUGAACUGAAGAAAAGGGGUCAAGUAAAUGCAUUUAUAAGAAUAAUGACUUAAGAGGAUGUUAAGGGAAAAAAAAAGAACGGAAAGAAAAGAAAAAAAAAAAGAGUGAAAGAAAGAAAGAGAAAGAGUGCGCGAGUAUCGCCCGUGUUCGUCCGAUUUUUGGCGAGUGCUUAAUUAUAUCUAAGUAAUUAGUAAUUUCUCCAUGGUAGUCGUGACGAAAACUUUUUCAUUCGCUUCAUCCGAGAAAAAGAAAAAAAGAAGAAAAAGGAAAAAAAAAAAGAAAAAUAAAGAAAGGAAAAAUAAAAGAGAGGAGGAGGAAAAAAAAAGGAGAAUAAUCCGUAAAGUCGCACGGACCAUUUUCAUCGAUAAAGUGCGACUUCAAUCGGUCGAAAGGUUUUAAAUAAUUUUAAAAUAAAAAAGGAAUAAAAAGUAGAGUUAUUUCUUUUUGUACGAGAUAUAACAAAAGGGCCGACAUGUAAAUGGAUUGAUUGUGCGUGUAAUUCAAAAGACAUUUAUAUACAGAUAGAUAUAUACAUAUAUUAUAUAUAUAUACAUAAAGUAUAUGUAUAUGUAUAUAUAUUAUACAUACGACAUUUUUUACAUUUGGUAAGGAUGUUGCAUAUCGCGUUAGAUGAAAAAGUUAUAACAAAAAGACAAGAAAAUAUAUAGAACAUAUUUGAACGUUGCGACGAAGCUCGUCUUCCUUCGAUACGAUCUACGUCACGCGGAUAUAAAUAUUAAAUAUCGAACGUGCCUUAUUUCGUGUAUAUAUAAAUAUGAAUAUUGAAUUAAUAUUAUUAUUCAUCAUCUACGAAACGUCUAUAUCACAUAACCCUCUUGCAAAGUAUUUGUGUUGAAUAAAGUCGAUGUGUUGUGUUUUAUGUUA